AUGUGUAUUACUGUAUUGUGGACAUGUUUAAUGCAAGGUCAACACGUGGGGGGCGUGUUGCCUGCUACACGCAGGGGGCGUGAAGAGACGUGGCGGAACCUCGUUGGUUGUAGCCCGAAUCACGCCGGGGGCGUGUUGCCACAGCACGGGAAAGGCGUGCUGUCGUGGCGCAAUGUCAUUGGCUGGAGAAGGAAUCACGCCGGGGGCGUGUUGACUCAGCACGGGGGGCGUGGUGACGUGGAGCUAGCACGCGGUAGUGCAAUGGAGGGUACCGCAAAGUUGGUGGUGUAUCGCAACGGUGAAAUAAUUCGCAAUACUCAUGAGGGAGUGAGGUUUGUCUGCCAGAAUCCGUUUUCGUUUGUGGUUCCAUUCACCAUGACGUUAAUGGAGCUUCAGAACGGUCUCUGUCAAAGUAUGGAGAACGGUACGUUAAUGAGAGUGAGCAGAAUUUUGUACCGGAAUCCAGUUAUAGUUUUUGGUGGUCUAAUACAAUUUGAUACCAUGCCGAUCACUAACGAAGUGAGUAUGCAGAAUAUGUUUCAAAUUUAUCGGCAGACUCAGAUGCGACAGCCACAGAUUGAACUAUAUGUUGAGUUUGAAAGCGUAGAGACAGAAGGGAUUCAAAAUGUUUUAGAUAUGGAGGAUGAUAGAGCUGCAGUGUACGAGGGAAUAGAUAGUGACAGCGAAGAGGAUUUUGAAGCCACUUAUGAAGCCGACGAUGAAGACGAGGAUGGUGAUGUGGGAGUUGAGACAGCAACGGAGAAUAUAGUGGUUCAUCCCUCGAGCAGUCAACCGAUGAACGUACCACCAUUCAUGCGUGAGUUGGAUCUCGACGCCAUGCAUGCACCGGAAUUUCCGGAAUAUGUAAACAUAGGCAUUGCUGAUCCUGAGGAUGGAGAGUUCCGGAUUGGAAUGGAAUACAGGUCCAGAAAGUCAGUGGUGGCUGCAAUUAGAAGAUACACUAUCAUUAGAGGAGUUGACUACGAUGUGUAUGAGUCUGAGCCACAGACCUUCUAUGCAAAAUGCAAGAUGUAUGGGCGUGGGUGCGACUGGCUUAUCCGAGCCAGCUUGAUACGGAAAAAAGAUUGUUGGGAGAUACGCAGAUACAAUGGAAGGCACACGUGCACAAUGGGAACGAUUUCACAGGAUCAUUCCAAGUUGGACUCGGAUACCGUUGCUGAUAGUAUAUUGCCGUUAGUCGAGACUGACCCGUCAAUCAAGGUGAAAUCUAUAAUAGCGGAAGUCCAGUCAAGGUUCAACUAUACCAUCAGUUACCGAAGGCUUGGUUGGCAAAGCAGAAGUCCAUAG
Molecule: messenger RNA, 1308 nt
Organism: Arachis stenosperma
Lineage: Eukaryota; Viridiplantae; Streptophyta; Magnoliopsida; Fabales; Fabaceae
Exons: 3
Coding region: 1-1308 (435 amino acids)
Source: RefSeq, a predicted model, not a curated record